AUCAGGCAAAUACACGCGCAACACUAAUUUUGUGCAGAAGAUAAGCACCAGUUUUUUUUCCUAAAGUGAUCGUAGAAAGACUUGAAUAAAGAGACUCAUAAACUCGUGUACGUAUUUUUUUUAUAGACCGACAGAAUUCACUCUGAGAAGGAAAUUGCUUCAGUGUGACAUCGCUUGCGUAAGUAACAGAAAUUGCGUGCACGACUAUCACGGAAGUCUCGAAACGUGCUGUUGUCAUUUCUUAUUAACGGGACAAAAAGUAAACGGGUGCUAAUUAUAUUAGCGGAUCCAAAAGCAUAACCGAUCAGGAUCGUAAGAAGUUAAUUAUGGCUACCGAGGGAGACCCAACUGACUUUGUGAAAGUGCUUCACCUUCUGGUGAUUUCCUUCACCUGGGGAAUGCAGGUGUGGGUGUCUUUCAUAGCAGGUUUUGUGCUGAUUUCCCAGGUAUCCAUGCACACGUUCGGUCUUGUGCAAAGCAAGUUAUUCCCAUUUUAUUUCUACUGUCUGCUGGGUGCUAAUGCAGUCAGUCUGGCCAUAUAUGCGGUGUACCACCCUAGAGAACUGCUGGACUGGCAUGAGGGCCUACAGAUGAUUUUGUUCUUUGUGGCCGUGAUCAUGGCUGGUCUGAACGCGCAGUGGUUUGGUCCGUCUGCCACGGAGUGCAUGCUGGUCAUGCAGGAGAUCGAGAAGGAACACGGUCUGGGGAAUCAGGUGGGUAUGAGCUCCAAUAAGGAAGGAUACACCAAACUCCGUGAACAGGACCCAAAAUACAAGGAGCACAGGGCCACCUUCUACCGCUACCAUGGUCUCUCCAACCUCUGCAACCUUAUAGGCUUUUUCUCCACUACCAUCAAUCUCAUUUACCUGGCCCUCCAUUUGGGAACUAUAUGAGUGUGUUUAUGAGAAAGAGUCCAGUCAGACAGGUAUUUUUAGAGAAAUGUCCUGUGCAUGUUCUCUUUUUCUGUCAGAAUGUUUUGUAUAACAAUAAUGCUUCUAGUUUUUAUACAACAAGAGUUUUUAGUGUUAAAAGAACCAAGUUCAGAACCAUUGAAAUGAGUUGAAUUUGUAUUCACACUGUCCCUAAAAGUGGACUCAGAUCUCAAUUUAGUCAGUUUUACAGUAUUUGUGACCAGGUUUCAGUCAAUUUUAGCCCAAUUUGUCCAUGACUUUCCUUUGAAAUCUUUCUAUAUGAGGAACAAUUCUUGUGAAUCACUCUCAGACGAUGUAUGUAAACAUGCCCAGCCAUAUUAAAUGAUAUUAUUAUGGAUGUUAACAGUAUUUCUCCGUACUUUAAAAUGCUUCAAAGUGGGUAAUUGCAAUGAAUCUUUUGUUUAUAAUAAACAGACUGUCUGCUUAAACAGGCAUUAGUGAUUAUAUAGCAGUUUGAUUGUUUAAACAAUGUGUUGUAAUUUGUUGUUUGUAUCUGCUUUGGCCUUAAUGCUUCACAGUGUGAACAUCACAUAUAUUUUCCCACUAGAGGGCUGGUUCUGGAAAGGCUUUUGGAGAGGACCAGUUUUAGAAUUGUCAAUCAUAAAAUGCUGUUUACAUUUCCUAUAUAAUGAAUGACACUAAAAUGGCAAUUAAACUCUGUGGAAAAGAAAUGAAUAGUGGCUGAACCUUGGAUCGUCUUUGUAAGCAUGAUGUUUGAACAGCAAAAUAAAUGUCCUUUUAUCACUGGACAUGGAGGAUGGAGGUUGAAGAUCGAGUGACAUGCAAAUGUGAUUUUGUUGAUUUUUAUUAUUAUUUUAUUUUUUUGUUUGUUUGCAUAUUCAAGUCUUUGCUAUGAAGAUCUGUUGAGUUACUAUUUUAUCUUUAGUGUUCCAUUUUUUAAAUCACCAUUUUCCCUUUUAAUUAUAAGAAUGUAAAAGUUAUUUGUGUGUGUUUGUGUACAUUGCAAACUGACAGUUUUUUCUUUAAUUUAUUCUGAACAAGCAUUUAUUCAGUUAAAGAAAUAUCGAACACCUAUGUAUGUUGAGUUUCAAUUAAAAAAUAAAUACAGUUUAUUCUA
This is a messenger RNA of Cyprinus carpio (common carp), 2010 nucleotides long. RefSeq names its product transmembrane protein 205 (gene tmem205). The record is from RefSeq and is a predicted model, not a curated record. Lineage: Eukaryota; Metazoa; Chordata; Actinopteri; Cypriniformes; Cyprinidae.